Molecule: messenger RNA, 2232 nt
Organism: Dama dama (fallow deer)
Lineage: Eukaryota; Metazoa; Chordata; Mammalia; Artiodactyla; Cervidae
Gene: PGS1
Product: phosphatidylglycerophosphate synthase 1
Exons: 10
Coding region: 11-1678 (555 amino acids)
Biological process (GO): cardiolipin biosynthetic process
Cellular component (GO): mitochondrion
Molecular function (GO): CDP-diacylglycerol-glycerol-3-phosphate 3-phosphatidyltransferase activity
Source: RefSeq, a predicted model, not a curated record
GCGAGUCUCCAUGGCGGCGGCGGCGGCGGCGGCAGGGCCGGUGUUCUGGAGGCGGCUGCUGGGCCUUCUGCCUGGCCGCCCCGGGCUGGCUGCGCUCCUGGGGCGCCUGUCCGACCGCCUCGGCAGGAACCCGGACCGCCGGCGCAGGAGGUCACCAUGGCUGCUGUUGGCUCCUCUGCUGUCCCCCGCGGUCCCCGCGGUCACCUCGCCUCCCUGCUGCCUGUGUGCAGAGGGCGUGCAUCGCUUCCAGUGGAUCAGAAACCUGGUUCCAGAGUUUGGCGUCUCCAGCUCUCACGUCAGGGUGCUUUCUUCCCCAGCAGAGUUUUUUGAGCUCAUGAAGGGGCAGAUAAAAGUAGCCAAGAGGCGGGUCGUGAUGGCAUCCCUCUACCUGGGGAUAGGUCCUCUGGAACAGGAGCUGGUGGAUUGCCUAGAAAGCACUCUAGAAAAGUCACUCCAGGCGAAGUUUCCUUCCGACCUCAGGGUGUCCAUCCUCUUAGACUUCACGAGGGGCUCGAGAGGAAGGAAGAACUCGCGCACGAUGCUGCUCCCGCUCCUGCAGAGGUUUCCAGAACAGGUCCGCGUCUCGCUUUUCCACACGCCUAACCUGCGUGGGCUUCUGCGGCUCCUCAUCCCUGAGCGCUUCAAUGAGACCAUUGGCCUGCAGCACAUCAAGGUGUACCUCUUCGACAACAACGUCAUCCUCAGCGGUGCAAACCUGAGUGACUCCUACUUCACCAACCGGCAGGACCGCUACGUGUUCUUGCAGGACUGUCCCGAGAUCGCCGACUUCUUCACGGAGCUGGUGGACGCGGUAGGGGACGUGUCCCUGCAGCUGCAGGGGGAUGACACGGUGCAGGUGGUCGAGGGGAUGGUGCAUCCUUAUAAAGGUGACCGGGCUGCGUACUGCAAGGCGGCCAAUAAGAGGGUCAUGGACGUGAUCAACUCUGCCAGGACACGCCAGCAGAUGCUGCACGCCCAGACCUUCCACAGCGACUCCCUCCUGACCCAGGAGGACGCCGCCGCCGCUGGAGACCGGAGGCCGGCCCCUGACACCUGGAUCUACCCCCUGAUCCAGAUGAAGCCCUUUGAGAUUCAGAUCGACGAGAUUGUCACCGAGACCCUGCUGACAGAGGCCGAGCGAGGUGCUAAGGUCUACCUCACCACUGGCUACUUCAACCUGACCCAGGCCUACAUGGACCUGGUCUUGGGCACGCGGGCCGAGUACCAGAUCCUGCUGGCCUCGCCGGAGGUGAACGGCUUCUUCGGGGCCAAGGGGGUGGCGGGCGCCAUCCCGGCCGCCUACGUGCACAUCGAGCGGCAGUUCUACAGUGAGGUGUGCAGCCUGGGGCAGCAGGAGCGGGUGCGGCUGCAGGAGUACUGGCGCAGGGACUGGACGUUCCACGCCAAAGGCCUCUGGCUGUACCUGGCAGGGAGCAGCCUGCCCUGUCUCACGUUGAUUGGCUCUCCUAAUUUUGGGUACAGGUCGGUUCACCGGGACCUGGAGGCCCAGAUUGCCAUCGUAACGGAGAGCCGGGCCCUGCAGCAGCAGUUUCACCAGGAGCAGGAGCAGCUCUACGGCAGGGCAGGUGUGGUGUCCUCUGCCACCUUUGAGCAGCCAAGCCGGCAGGUGAAGCUGUGGGUGAAGAUGGUGACUCCGCUGAUCAAGAACUUCUUCUGAGGACGGCAGGGAUGGCCUUGAUGAAGAUGACGGGCAUGGCUGGCGUCAGCUCUUUCAGCCGCGCUUCGGCGAUGACUCCGAUCUGGGUGUCCCAGCGAGCUCCUGCAGGGGCGGCACGUCUGAGGGUCAGGGUGGCCCGCGGUGAGGUGACUGGCUCGCGCCCCCACCCCUGCUGAGAUGGGCCAGAGCCGGACUGGCACCAGGAUCACCACACAUGGGGCUGCGAGCGGAGGGCGUGGCGGGGGCGUGUGUGUCUCGCUGAGAACGUCCGGGGGCCGGCUUAGCCCUGAACCAUUGUUUACAUUCGUGGUGUUUUCAGAGCCUCGUGUGUCAGCCGCCUUGAUUUCGGGGGCAGGAAAUCGUAACUCCAGCUCAAAGUGACCGAUUAAAGCUCUCCGCUCCCCUCCCCUGUGGCGUCUGUCCCGUGUCCCUGCGCAGUAUAAAUGUGUAUACGUACAUAGAACUGUUGUUGCCUUGAACCAGAGUUAUUUCUACUCACCCUAUUUAAUGACGCUGAGAUUUCCUGUAAUUCCACAAUAAACAUGGAGAACGUC